Molecule: messenger RNA, 933 nt
Organism: Naumovozyma dairenensis CBS 421
Lineage: Eukaryota; Fungi; Ascomycota; Saccharomycetes; Saccharomycetales; Saccharomycetaceae
Gene: SED1
Product: Sed1p
Exons: 1
Coding region: 1-933 (310 amino acids)
Biological process (GO): fungal-type cell wall organization
Cellular component (GO): fungal-type cell wall
Molecular function (GO): structural constituent of cell wall
Source: RefSeq, a predicted model, not a curated record
AUGAAAUUUUCCAAUACUCAAAAUACUUUACUGAUCAGUUUAGGUUUAGCUUCUACUGGUUUAGCUGUUGUAUCGAACUCUUCCAUCCCAGCUCUGUCAACAUCCGUUGCACCAUCUGGAGUUACAUCGUCUCUUCCAAUCAGCUUUUCUUCUUUAAUUAGUACUGAAGCUCCAUCUAGUAUUCCACCAGUUUCAUUACCAAGUCCUAUUGAUAAUGGUACUACUACUACUACAACUAAUGCAGUACCUUCCUCUAUUCCACCAAUCUCAUUACCAAGUCCAAUUCAAAAUGUAACUACGUCAUCCGCUGUGGCACCUCCUGUUUACACCACUACUACUUCUAACAUUUUCAACAACUCUUCAUCUAUUCACAACAGUCUACCAACAACAACGUGGACUACUGAAACUGAAGUUGUCACUGCUAUAACUACCUAUUGUCCUGAACCAACUACUAUUAUUACCAACGAUAAGACUUACACUGUCACAGCACCAACUACUUUGACUAUCACUGACUGUCCUUGUACUAUUACAAAGACAACUCCUGUUAGUACUGCUUGGACCACGGAAACUGAAGUUGUUACCGCAUUCACUACUUAUUGUCCUGAACCAACCACUAUUGUUACCAACAGUAAGACUUAUACAGUUACUGGCCCAACUACCUUGACCAUUACAGAUUGUCCAUGUACCAUCACUAAGACUACUCCAGUUGGCAAGAACCCAUCUGCUACUGUCACUACCACAAAGUCUACUCCUACUGCGUCAAGUCACACUACAAAGAGAUCUUCCACAAUCGUUUCUGUCACCAGACAACCUUCUGCCGCUCCAUCUUCAACUCACACAGUUAUUCCAAACGCUAAUGCUGCUGUCAAUAACUACGUCAAUGUUUCCAUUAUCGGUCUAUUAUCAAUUCUAUCCUCAAUGUUAUUCUUGUAA